GGUGUGGCUGUGCAAGACGCAUGUGCGGCUGCAAUUAGCACUCCUACUCAAUCUUAUAUGUGCAAAACCUUUCUAUCCAGAUUUGGUGUGGGGGGAAGAAUCUAUGACCGAACAAUGGAUCCGGACAGAGUGAGUGAACCCAGGCCCGUUGGGCCGGUGUGUAAGGCUCCCCAACUCCCUUUAUAAACUCCCGGAAGUAAAGCCUGGUCGGCUCGCUCCAUAAUCCCAGCCAGAUUCACCGGUCAACAUCUGUGAUCUCUCGUCUCCUUCAAGCUGCUUGCACAAUUCAUCCCUCAACCAUCUCUGUUUGGGAGGGAAGUAUUAUUUGUCUAUAUAUAUAGUCUAAUAUGGAAAUUUAAAUUUUUUUUAUUUUCAAAACACUUGGUACAAUAAAUUUUUUCUAACCUAUUUUUCAAAAUAGAAUUAUUUUUUUCAAAUUUAUGGCGCUGUUACGCAUCUCUCGCGCUUGUCGUAGGUUUCAAACCUCUCAUCUCUCUGUUUCUCUCACUCAAUCCCUCUUCCACUCCAACCCUAACCCCAGCCCUAAUCAAUGUUUAAGCUUGUUUCAUAACUCUCCAACCAAUCCACUCAAACAAUCAGACCGACGAUGCAUUUCCAAUCUUGUUGAAGCGUUCAGAUUCAGGGACUUCAAUUCAAUCAGACUGGUUCAGAGCGCCGGCAUUUCAACGUCGCAUGGUAUAGCGGAGGAGGAGGAGAAGAAGAAUGGGGACCAUGAGGGCGAUCGCAGAGGUCCGAAGAGUGAAUUGUCCUGGAUUGAGUUGUAUCUGCCCAAGCAAGCUCAGCCCUAUGCACGCCUUGCUCGGUUGGAUAAGCCGAUCGGUACAUGGCUACUUGUCUGGCCCUGUAUGUGGUCGAUUACUUUGGCAGCAUCCCCUGGGAGCCUUCCUGAUAUUAAGAUGUUGAUGUUGUUCGGUUGUGGGGCUGUGCUCUUAAGAGGUGCUGGAUGUACUGUUAAUGAUCUCCUUGACCAGGAUAUUGAUACAAAGGUAGAACGUACCAGGAUGAGACCAGUUGCUAGUGGUGAUCUGACAACAUUUCAAGGGCUUUGUUUUCUUGGAUUUCAAUUACUUUUGGGCCUUGGGAUUCUUCUUCAACUGAAUAACUAUAGUCGCAUUUUAGGGGCUUCAUCCUUGCUGCUGGUUUUUUCUUAUCCCCUGAUGAAGAGGGUGACAUUUUGGCCUCAAGCCUACUUAGGUUUAACAUUUAACUGGGGAGCUUUACUGGGAUGGGCUGCGGUAAAAGGAAGUCUUGAUCCUGUUGUUGUGCUCCCAUUGUAUCUUUCUGGAGUGUUUUGGACGCUUGUGUAUGAUACAAUAUAUGCACAUCAGGAUAAAGAAGAUGACCUGAAAGUGGGUGUCAAGUCUACAGCCUUGAGGUUUGGGGAUUCAACAAAGGAGUGGGUUACAGGGUUUGGAAUAGCGUGCAUCAGUAGCCUUGCCCUUAGUGGAUUCAACGCUGAUAUUGGGUGGCCAUAUUAUACAUUUUUGGCAGCUGCAUCUGGUCAAUUAGCAUGGCAGAUUUGGACUGUUGAUUUAUCAUGUCGGGCUGAUUGCAAUAGAAAAUUUGUGUCCAAUAAGUGGUUUGGUGCUAUUAUAUUUAGCGGUAUUCUACUUGGAAGACUAUCAUCGUAGCGGGAAAGAAGGAUGCAAAAUCAGAUGAAUAGCAGGAGGGUUUUAGAGUGGUUUUGCCCUAAGUCGCACAAUUCUUCUUAACGGGUGCCGCUUUAAUGCUCCGCGUGCGAUUUUGCCACUUUCGUGCUCUGCUUCCGCUCUCGCUCCUAUUCUGUGAGGCUUAGGUUUUGACUGAGUUAUGAAUGAGACGACAAUUGCUUCUAUGAGAAUUUUGCAGCUGCUGUAGAAUGAGGUUGCAUAUCUGUAUCAGUAUACAAUUUGAGUGUACCGAAAUAAGAUUGGUACAGACUAUAGACGUCAUUUGUGUUGGAAUAAUAAUUCUCCAUCAUUUUAGAGUUUUUGUGUUUUUUUUUUUUUUUGGGUUACUUCACUUAUUAAGAUUAUGGAAUGAGGCAUAAAGAGGUUUGCCUAGUCGCUAAUUAUAUGCAUACAAAUAUAAGUCUAUAUUUCAAAUGUCCUCCCAAAAA
Molecule: messenger RNA, 2119 nt
Organism: Cornus florida
Lineage: Eukaryota; Viridiplantae; Streptophyta; Magnoliopsida; Cornales; Cornaceae
Product: 4-hydroxybenzoate polyprenyltransferase, mitochondrial
Exons: 10
Coding region: 441-1652 (403 amino acids)
Biological process (GO): ubiquinone biosynthetic process
Cellular component (GO): mitochondrial inner membrane
Molecular function (GO): prenyltransferase activity
Source: RefSeq, a predicted model, not a curated record